GCGUAAAGUCUCACAUUUAGCCCUAAACCAAAACACCGAGUUCACAUCGUGUGUUUAGAUGAGCUCGGAUCAAAAAUGCUCUCAAAUACAAACAUCUUACCCAAACUCUACCUCUCUAUCAUUGAUGAUGUGAUAGAGAGUGUCCGAGAGCUGUUCAUUGAUGAAGGAGUGGAGGAAAAAGUGCUAGAUGAGCUCAGGCAGUUGUGGGAGUCGAAGGUCCUGCAGUCAAAAGCUGUGGAAGGCUUUUCUAAAGAGAGCAUCAAUCCAUCCAACUUUGUUCUGCAGCUACCUGCAAGUUAUUCCCACGCACUCCCGAAAUCCACAGGUUCUGUUGUUCUUCCUUCCAGGCAGCAGAGUUUCACAGGGAAAGCUACCAACACCAGCACUAUUGCGACAUUUUCCCUGCCACCCGGCGUUACCUAUCCUGUCCAGAUCCCUGCAGGUGUGACGCUACAGACUGCUUCUGGCCACUUCUACAAAGUGAACGUUCCCGUGAUGGUGACACAGGCUCCGGGUUGCCACCGCAUGCCUCCUCAAUCCAACCAACCGCAAAUGGAGCAGAGAAACCUGCCCUCUGGUGGUAUCAUUCAUAACCUCCCUGCAUCCCAGGUGCCUCCUCCACCUCCAUGUCCCCAAUCCGUACCCGCUCCACAAGCCCUCCAACCGCUGAUGCCUCAACAACCCCAGGUGCUCCAGCCUUCUCAGAGUCCCCUCGAUCUUCCUCUUCUUCAGGAUCCCGAGCCUUUGGUCGACCCCCAGCCUGCAGAGUCACCCCCAGGAAACCUGGAUGAGUUCACGCUGGACGGGAUUGACUUCAGCCUGCAGCCGGUGGAUAUGAGCACUCCGCCGUGUCUCUCGGCAGAGCAGAUGGUGGAGAGGGCUGUUAGAGAAGUGGCAGAAGCCAGGCUUGAUUCUGAGGACACGCUAAGUCAGUUCCUGCCUGAUUUGGAAAGGACACCUGGUGCACUUAAGCUGGACAUGGACCUCAUAAGAGACUACAACUUUAACGACUUGACAGACAUCCCGCAGCUUGACGGGGCGUGUGACAGCAGCUCAGAGGCAGGAGAUGAUCAGGAGGAGGAAAGAGAGGUGCAAGGCCCUGUCGGAGAAAACGAGUUCCUGGGCAUUAUCAAUGCAGAGGCUCUGCAGGCGCUCCAGGGGGUAGGAGGGAGCAGCGACGGAAACAGCAGCUCCAGCAGUGAGGAGCCUGAGCUGGAGGAGGAGGUAGAGGAGGAGGAUCCUCUAAACUCCGGUGAUGAUGUAAGCGAGCAAGACAUCCCCGAGAUCUUUGACACUGAAAACGUUAUUGUCUGUCAGUAUGAUAAGAUUCAUCGCAGUAAAAACAGGUGGAAGUUUUAUCUGAAGGACGGCGUGAUGUGUUACUGUGGGAAGGACUAUGUUUUUUCCAAAGCUGUUGGAGAGGCUGAGUGGUGAGAUGCGGCAAAGCAACAAACAAAACAAAACAUGUCCUACAUGGUACUAAAUAUGUUUUUUUUUAUGUUUUAAAGUUUUUUUUUCUUUUUGGUAACAUAUGUAUUUCUUUAUUUUGGCUAAUUCCUAAUUGGUAGUUCUCAAAAAGAACGUCUCAGGCUUGAAAGGAAGAAAAACCUUAUGUUGAUAUUUCAAUGUGUGUGUAUUUAUUUAUUUAUGUAUUUUCUAAUUCAGAAGUCGGCUCGAAAUUGGUUUUGAAAAUCUGUUUAAUUUUGCAUUAACUUUGUGUUAUUGUGAGAACUCGCGCAUGUUUAAUACUGCGUUAUAUUUUUUCCCUUUCCAGAAUGUUCAAAAUAUUUAUGAAAGUGAUUUAAAUUUUCAUGAUGUUAAAAAAUGCCUUAAUUUUUUGUUCUUGUCACUGUUAAAAUUA
Clarias gariepinus (North African catfish) is the source of this 1861-nucleotide messenger RNA. It is a transcript of the gene gtf2a1l, whose product is annotated as general transcription factor IIA, 1-like. NCBI's taxonomy places the organism in Eukaryota, Metazoa, Chordata, Actinopteri, Siluriformes, Clariidae. Gene Ontology annotation, cellular component: transcription factor TFIIA complex. The coding region runs from base 76 to 1434 and encodes 452 amino acids. The record is from RefSeq and is a predicted model, not a curated record. The transcript has 9 exons. Gene Ontology annotation, biological process: transcription initiation at RNA polymerase II promoter; transcription by RNA polymerase II.